This is a messenger RNA of Psilocybe cubensis, 1452 nucleotides long. RefSeq lists its product as uncharacterized. The coding region runs from base 1 to 1452 and encodes 483 amino acids. The transcript has 5 exons. The record is from RefSeq and is a predicted model, not a curated record. Lineage: Eukaryota; Fungi; Basidiomycota; Agaricomycetes; Agaricales; Agrocybaceae.
AUGUCUGCUGUGCACUCAAAUGUCGACUUGGGUUCACUCCCUCCCUCUUAUACACUGCCAAUCGCACCUGGGGAAUCGACGACCAGCGAUGAUGCAUUUCCCUCCCUACAACCUAGCAAUUUGCCAGCUUACACGCCUCCAUCCAGGCGGACGAACUCUGCCCCAACCGCUCAAGGGGAACUGCGGCAGUCCAUGCCAAAAGAGUUUUAUUAUGAUUUGAAACGGAGGGGCAAGGUGUUCGCCAGCUUGACGUUGAUUGCAGAGGGAACUUACUCGAAACAUAUGCCGACUUUUCUGGAGGGUCAGCCAAUUACAGGGAGGGUCAAACUGAGUUUCGACAAACCGGACGCGUUGCAGUCCGUCAUUGUAUCUAUACGCGGACAGGUUAUCAUGGGAGCCAACCGUGGCGAGCAAAUGACUUUUAUCGAAAUAUCACACACUUUGUGGUCACCUGCCACUGGUGGCGAACAAAUGUCGAUAAACUCCAAUCACUCAAACGCCCCAGCUACCCAAGAACAGGCCCCUGCUGCGUCCAGCCUAAACAGCAGUCAGCCAUCGAAAGUUAAAGGGAAACUACAGGGCGACUACAUGUGGCCCUUUUCCAUUGAGUUACCAAAUCAGGUUGUAUGGGGCGGAAAGACCUUUAGCCUGCCUCAGACGUUCUACGAACGGCAUGCACGGGCGAGUAUUACUUAUGAAGUAUCACUUCAGCUUUCAAGGGGGAAACUAAGGGCAGAUCACAGAAUACCAGCGGCAUGUGGAUAUAUUCCACAAUCGAGGCCCCCACCAUUCCCACUCAUGAGAGCGCUUGCAUACCAGGAAGGUUUGCCUCUAUUUGGGCCUACAAUUGACCCAGACGGAUGGUUUUCUUGUGAACCCGUCGUCAUUAGGGGAAAGGUUUUCAAUAGUAGGAACUCGCAAAUAAAAUCUACGCUUUCGUAUACGAGAGGCUCGGUAAUUCCACUAUGCCUUCGUCUGGAAAGCAUGGACGAACAGGUACUUGACUUGCUAUCAUCCCCCAAGGCGAUAGUGGCACGUCUAGAACGACGAAUACGGUAUUUUUCGAACGCAGAAAACAACUUGGAAUCGUGGGCUGGGAAAGACGGAGUCGAUAUCUCUCAACCUGCGGUCUGGUGGCCAUCUGCAGAAGAAUCCCACCGUUCCGGACAGCUACGAUUCGUCAAUGGGGAGUUACACCUCAGAGCAGAUUUUAAACCUACUUCUGCAGUGGCACAAUUUCGGAUUCAGUACUCUGUUGUACUUUUCCCUUUCGAGUCUCCAGGCGUUGUGUUGAUGGAGCGCAAGCCUCUCAUCCAACACCCUGUUGAGAUUGUUACAGCGUAUGCCCUGGGUCCUAAACCUCGAAUAACUGCUCCUUCCGGAUACCUGUCAGAAGCACCUGUUCUCACUCCAACGAACACAAUAUCCACCGCAGAUAUUGGACUUCUUUGA